AUGUAUCGAAUAUUGUCAGCCCGAUCUGCAGAUGAGUUCUACAGCUGUAUGGGAGGUGGCGCCAGUACUAUUUGGGAAGCAAGUGACAACCUGGUCGCUCGGGUAGUCUCUUUAAACUCUGCUCCUGAAUUACCGGGGCUAAGGAAUCUACAUCGGUAUAGAGUUACUCCUCCAGCACCACCAAACGCCCCAAACGCUCAUCCACCUUUACAAUCUGCGAUGCAAUCUAUGACGAAACGAGGUUUACGUUUGUUCUAUUCAGAAGAUGAAGGUGAUUCCAGUGAUGACGGCAACAAAUUAGCUCUCGCUACGGUAAUACCUCGACGAGAAAAUCGAUCAGGGACGGGGGAUAGGUUAACAUUGGACAUAGGAGCAUUAAAAAGACAAUAUGCUCGACUUCGUGAACGGCAAAGACAAGCACAUGUCAUUUUAGCCGCUGCUUGUGCUCGACAUGCUGCAGUUGGUGUACCCACAUCGCCUACAUCUCUCACGGUAAACAACUUACUACUUGGAAAGAGCGCAAUAGUGAGUUCUAGAGGAAGGCGACUCGGUCCCCCGCCCGGAGCCGUACCACCAACACGCCAAAGCUCAACAAAUUAUGAAAAAAAUACUUCACAAUCACGUGGACCUUCCAAUGAAACAAUAAGUUGGACAGAAGUCAAAUCACGUAAGACAUUAGAUAGACGAAAUUCCGUGAAAUGGAAAGAUAUAAAAAAAGAAAAGACUUUAGAAUUAGUUAGGAAGCCAUCGAUAGAUUUAGAUGAAACUGGAGACGGCAUUAUUGUAUCGGAAUUAGAGGCAAAUGCAAUGAUUGCUUCAAUCCGUUCUCGUAGUUCUAGUGAAUCAUCAUCAUAUUCCUCACAUUCCGGUUCUAGUACGGAUACGAGCUUGUGCGAUGAAAACGAAGGGGCGAGCGAAUCUGAAGCGGAAGUAGUUAAUGAUGAUAAAGAAAAUGAAACUACAUGUUCGACUGAAACCAAACCACUGGCAACAAAGUAUAAGAAUCUUAAAAUUAAUUCACCAAAUACGAAUAAAGAUUCAUUAGUCCCUACUCCUUCUGAACCAGAAAAAAAUUAUUCUUCCCACAAUGAAAAUUUCACAAGUCAAAAUGAAACAUAUAAACAAAGUUCCACACGGGCUAAUAUUGAUAAGUUAAACUUAAAACUCACGGAAACCCACUUAAUGCCUACUGAUCAUAAAAUAUACAAAACAGAUACUAUAAGUCCUUUUGCACCAACAACCCGAGCUUCAAAAGAAACAAAAUCAAGUUUUUCCUCGACUAAUUUUACUGCCUUAAGUCCUGUUGACCUUUCACCUUACCACAAUAUUAAUUUCCAAAAAUCAUCCUUUUGUUAUGAUUUUGAAGCAAAUUUAAGACGACCUUCUACAUCAAAAUCUGAUAUAAAUUCAAGGCCGCCUGAUUUAAUUGAUAGUUUUACAAUGUAUCCUAAUUUUGUACCUGAUAUCGAUAUUUCUGAAAAAUAUAUAUCAGAUAUAGAUAGUCCCCCUAGAAGUCCAGAUUCUGAUAGUGUCAUAGUAAGUGAAGAUGAACCACCAAUCCCAUUAAGAAUUGAUAAAUAUUUCGAAAAUAGUCCUGAAUUUUUUGGAGCAAGGUUGACUGAUUCAAAUAAUGAUCAUAUUCCAAGUCGAAGGCCUACUAAAAGAAAUUCCCGUGUUCCUAAAAAGCCAGAUUCAUUGACGCUAAAAAGUAACAAUAAUGAAAGAAUGGGAAAGAGUGAAGUAGAAAGAGCCUCAUCUUUACCACAACCACAUACAUUUAUAUGUAAAAAGUCUGUUAGUCCAGACAAAAAUGUAUCCGAUAAAUCAAAAAAUACCAACAUACUUGAUACGCCUACUAAGACCGAAAAACAGUCUUUAAAGACACCACAAAAAGAGAUUAAUGUUGACGUUAAAUCAAAUUUAAACCAACAGAAAAACCUACCAAUUUACAGUCCAAAAGAAUACAUUCUACAAUCCGGCCGAAAAAACAGUGAAAGAGCAUUACAAAUUAUUCAAGAAAAUUCUCAAAUUUUAAGUAGAAUAUUAACAAAACAAAAUGUUUCGAAUAAUCUUGUUACUAAUACUUCAAAACAAUUAAACAAAGAGCUGAAUAGUGAUGAUGACCACGUGAGAAUUGACCAAAUCAUAUCAAAAUCAUUAGAUUCACCUUUUCUCAAAGAAUCAACCUCGGAUUCUUUAAUAGGCGGCAUCAAAAGAAAACCUAGCAGUGACAUAGGCGAUAAAAGUGAUUUUUUAAGAGCUCGACCAAUAUCAAUAGAUGAUCCAUUUUCAUUUGAAAUGCGAAAAAAACUUCUUUCCCCAGAAAGCGUGUUAAAAAAUUUAAAAAGUCCCAGUACCGAUUGCCUCGGUAAUAAAACUGACUUAUAUGGUUGGGAAAACAAAGGAUUUCUUGCAAAAUGCGAAUAUAAAAAUACAAUUAUUGAAUCUGAAGACAAACAAGAUAUUGUUAAGAUGAGAAAGUCCAGCGACGCCUCAAUACGGAACCAAACUUUGUCUCAAAAUGAAGUCAAACACACGUCUGAUUAUAGUCGAUAUUCUUACACAAGUGAUUCUAAAACGUCCAUUACUCCACAGUCAUCAGAUUUUAAAGAUACUUCCACAUAUGAACGAAGAUUUACAUCUGACGAUUAUAAUUACCCCUUAUCAACUUCAAGUAAAUAUAACGAUUAUAUUUUAUCUAAAGUUAGUGACAUUUGUAGUAAGACUAUAGAUAAGGAGCCAAAAGUUUGUGAAAGAUUAAACACGGAAAGCGUUCAAUUAAGCGAUUUUUCACAAAAAGUUACUUCAUCUAUUAGUUUUACAUAUGAACCUUCCAUGGAAGACGAUUCGCCAAUGGGUGCAAAAAGCAAUUCAAGUGACACACUAUGUCAAAUAACAUCUUUAGAUCAGGUUUCUACGCCUAUAUCACCAAAAAUAUUCUCAAAUAGGGAUACGUUAUCAUUUCCUAAGGAUUUUGCGGAGAAAUGUGAUAAAUCAAGAGUGGAAUCGGACGACACUUGUAGUGCAAUAACAUCGUUGUUAGAAACUGAUACAAUAUCAUCAUUAUCAUAUCCUCGUAGCCCGUCAUCAAAUUCCUAUUACCCAUUUCCGACGCGACCUGCUCUUCGUACACCAAAAGACUUCGGCGUUAAGUUGGGACUGUAUCCUAAAGAGACAAUUAGCUCCCCACCAAAAUAAUUUCAAUAAAAUAGUAUGUAAAUAAGUAAUAUAUUACUGUGAACUUUUCUAACUUUUUACAUGUUUUGAAUUCUUUAUUAUAGCUAUGCGUGGUUUCUUGUUAUGUAAACUUUUAUGUUAUCUUUGUUAUGAAAUAUAUUUCCAAAAAAAA
This is a messenger RNA of Zerene cesonia (dogface butterfly), 3349 nucleotides long. RefSeq lists its product as uncharacterized. The record is from RefSeq and is a predicted model, not a curated record. The transcript has 5 exons. The coding region runs from base 1 to 3198 and encodes 1065 amino acids. Lineage: Eukaryota; Metazoa; Arthropoda; Insecta; Lepidoptera; Pieridae.